GCGGGGAGGGGAGCAUUUAAGUGCGGAGCGCCGGACACCUCUGCAGCCUGCGAGCCGAGCCGAGCCGAGCCGGGUCGGAUUGAGCUGAACGGAGACCAGCCGAACUGACUCCAGCCGAAUCAAGUCCGGUGGAACUGUUCCCAGGCGGGUCCAAAAGCGCAUCGCAUCCCGCCGGGUCCGAGCCGAGCCGAGCCGAGCCGAGCCGAGCCGAGCCGAGCCGAGCCGAGCCGAGCCAUGCAACUGGCCCUGCUGGCCCGGCUGCUGUCCGUCGGGCGGGCGGUGCUGGCGGCGCUGCGAGGGCGCCUGGGCGCGCUGUGCUGGAGCCUGGCUCCCUUGUCCCUGUCCCUGUCCCUGCCCGGCUGGCGGGACUCGCCCCCCCGGCCGCAGCGGGAGCAGGAAGGGGACGAGGCUCCCCCGACGCCCACCAGCGUCAAUUACCACUUCACCCGGCAGUGCAACUACAAGUGCGGCUUCUGCUUCCACACGGCCAAAACCUCCUUCGUGCUGCCCCUGGAGGAGGCCAAGCGGGGGCUGGCGAUGCUCAGGGAAGGAGGAAUGGAGAAAAUCAAUUUCUCGGGAGGAGAACCGUUUCUUCAGGACAGAGGCGAAUUUGUAGGCAAACUGGUCCAGUUUUGCAAGCAGGAGUUGGAGCUCCCAAGUGUCAGCAUUGUUAGCAAUGGCAGCCUGAUCAGAAAGCAGUGGUUCGAGAAGUACGGUGAAUAUUUAGAUAUUCUGGCAAUUUCAUGUGAUAGUUUUGAUGAGGAUGUCAACGUUUUAAUUGGCCGUCGUCAAGGAAAGAAGAACCAUGUGGAAAAUCUGCAUAAACUGAGGCAGUGGUGCCGAGAGUAUGCUGUUGCUUUUAAAAUAAAUUCAGUCAUCAACAGAUUUAAUGUUGAGGAAGAUAUGAAUGAGCAGAUCAAGGCACUCAACCCUGUGCGCUGGAAGGUGUUUCAGUGCCUGCUUAUUGAAGGGGAGAACAGUGGUGAGGAUGCUCUAAGAGAAGCAGAAAAAUUUGUUAUCAGUGAUGAAGACUUCGAUCGGUUCUUGGAUCGCCACAAAGAUGUUUCCUGCUUGGUACCUGAAUCUAAUCAGAAGAUGAGGGAUUCAUAUCUCAUUCUGGAUGAAUAUAUGCGUUUUCUAAACUGUAGAAAUGGACGGAAAGAACCUUCCAAGUCUAUCCUGGAUGUUGGUGUAGAAGCAGCUAUAAAAUUCAGUGGAUUUGAUGAGAAGAUGUUCCUAAAAAGAGGAGGAAAGUAUGUGUGGAGUAAAGCCGAUAUGAAACUGGACUGGUGACUCAAUAUACCGUGUUAGGGCAGUGCAUUCUGUAAAAAUAGGAAUAUCUUUAUAGGUGAGUGUAUACUUGUAUCUAAUGCUUUUAAUUACACUUGGUAUUUUACACAGACUGAUGUUCAGUAUAACUCUACAUGUGAAUAUGUUACAUGCUUUUUAAAUGCAGAUUACAUUGUCUAUUACUUUCUUGAGCGUGACCAAAUACUUUCAGAGCUUUCACAUGAACAGUUCUCUGAAAUAAACUUUCUAGUCCAUUGCACGAAGGACUAAAAGGCAAACUAUUUUUAUGAAAUACUACAUGAGUGUGCAUGCCAGAUAACAAGCAAAAAACCACUCCAAACUCGAAUUCAUUCUAAACAGCUGUAAUGAUGGAGAAGUCAAAAUUCUUAUCAGGGAACACAUUCUGCCUGUUUCUCAGGGCAAAAUAGAUUGCAGUUCCCGGGUAGAUCACUGGAGGGCCAGCUGGCAGACCUCUGGAAGCACCUUCUGCUUUUUUCAGGGGGUAAUAGAGGGUCAGAAUCCAGGAAUCUUGAAGUAAUAAUGUAUCUAAAAUGAAAUCAAGGUGAAAAAACGGGCAGUUUUUAUUCUUUAAAACUUAAUUGUAACAGCAUCUUUUCCCUCUCCUCUGUAUACACACAUAUUUGCAAGAAUGUUGAGCCAUGUAAUUUUCUGUGAAAACAUAUUUUUAGUAAUGAAAAAAUAUUAUAUUCAUCCAUCCUAAAACCUAGAGGUACAUUUUACCUAAUGAUAAUCAACAUGAUAUUUCACAUUGGAAAUGCCCUUCAAAUAUUUGUUCUAACAAAUAUUUGCAGGGAAACAUUGUUUUCAUUUUAUUAGUAUCUCAAUUUUCCUUUUAUCUGCAAAUAUUGAUUUAUUAUUUUAAACUAUUUUUGAACUGUGGGCAUAUAGUUCUGAUGAAUAUUCCUUCUUAAACUAAUUAAUACCAUGCAGAACAACCCAACAUAUAUCUUCUGUUGCAUACUAGCUUUUUAUUUUGCUAAGCCAUGGAACUACAAACAACAAUGUUCAUAUAUCAAGCAACCUUAUUUUAAAAGUUGUUUGUCUCAGUAACUAAUUAGCUUGCUGGUUAUAAAACUGCAGACUUUAAAUGAAACGAAUUUGGUUUUGUGAGAGCUACCUUUGAUUUUAAGAGCACAUAGCAUCAAUAUAAAAUACAAAAAAAAAAUCCCCAAAACCUGAAAAAUAAUCUAAUA
Molecule: messenger RNA, 2504 nt
Organism: Passer domesticus (house sparrow)
Lineage: Eukaryota; Metazoa; Chordata; Aves; Passeriformes; Passeridae
Gene: RSAD2
Product: radical S-adenosyl methionine domain containing 2
Exons: 6
Coding region: 235-1293 (352 amino acids)
Biological process (GO): positive regulation of immune response; defense response to virus
Cellular component (GO): lipid droplet; endoplasmic reticulum membrane; endoplasmic reticulum
Molecular function (GO): 4 iron, 4 sulfur cluster binding; catalytic activity
Source: RefSeq, a predicted model, not a curated record